This is a messenger RNA of Cryptomeria japonica (Japanese cedar), 1926 nucleotides long. Its product is annotated as GATA transcription factor 19. NCBI's taxonomy places the organism in Eukaryota, Viridiplantae, Streptophyta, Pinopsida, Cupressales, Cupressaceae. Gene Ontology annotation, molecular function: sequence-specific DNA binding; zinc ion binding. The coding region runs from base 617 to 1603 and encodes 328 amino acids. The record is from RefSeq and is a predicted model, not a curated record. Gene Ontology annotation, biological process: regulation of DNA-templated transcription. The transcript is spliced from 2 exons.
ACGGGUAAUAACUUCCCAAGUGACAUGAUGGACGGUCCUGAUCAAUCUUGAGUCCUUGUUUGUUUCUCCCCGGCAGAAGAAGAAGAAGAAGAAACAGGAUACACGCAGAAGUUGAAAAGAAACAAGAAGAGGAAACAGCGCAGGGAUUAGGUAUAACCAGUAGAGGAAGCUCAAGUAGAAAAAUCAGUCUCUGGGUUUCAUAGCAUAGCAUAGCAUAGCAUAGCAGGAGCAAAAGCCUGCUGCUUGGUGGAGUUCAUAUUAUAUAUAGCCUUGCACCAUUGAUGCUGGAACAUCAGUGGAGUCGGUGGAAAGCGUUGGUGUGAUUAGGCCUGGUUUAUGAACCAAUCAGGGUUUCAAUGCCUGUUUUUUUUUGGUGUUGCCCUUGAAUUUCUUCGGAGAAGACUCUUUUUGCUGUUGCAGUCUGAGAUUUUGGGCGUUUUUAGCGGCGGUGAGCAUAAAUUUGGUGCAGAAGGGUAUCUGUCUUUGUUUGGUUUUGCCCCCAUUGUUAUUUGCAGCGCUGGGGCGCGUGAAUGGAAGAAAAUACCAGGCAGCUGUGUCUGAUCGAAAGGCUGUUUUUGUAGGGGAGCUGUGAGUAGAAAAUAGGCGAUUUGGAAAGAUGUUGCAAGGUAGGGCAGCUUAUUUGUCCCCGCCUGUGUACGGGCACAGUCAUUUUAAGAAGUUCUGGCUCAAGAAAAUGGAAACGGAGGACGAUUCUGAAGCUUCAGCAACGCCGCCUGCGGAAGGCGUUGUUUUGACGAAGAAGCCUCCGCUGUAUGCCGUGAAUUGCACGGCUUUAGAGAUGAAAGGCACUUCUCCUCCGCCCGCCGCCAUUAAAGCACCUGUCCCUGCACCUGCGGAGGAGAAGAUCAAAUAUAUGGCGCAGGAGAGCGAGCUUGACUAUACUCUCGCUUUAGGAGUCGGUCUUCCUUUGCAAGAAGAGGAAGAUUCACAUAGUUAUGAUGGAUUUUCCAGCGGAGAAGAAAAAAUUGACAAAUUCGCAGGCAUGGCGGAAGAGGAAGCCCAGCCGCCAAAUCUCGUGUAUGGAAAUGGUGAAAGUAACGGCCAAGGUUCCCUUGCUGUUGCCAAAAUGUGCGCAGACUGCAAGACUGUCAAGACUCCUCUCUGGAGAAACGGCCCGCAGGGUCCAAAGACGCUUUGUAAUGCAUGCGGUAUCAGGUAUAAGAAGAUGGGAAAGCGUCCGUCAAGUAACGGCGACCGCCCAUCGUCGCCUUCUACGCCGCCCAUUUCACCGUCCUGCAAGAACAAGAUCAAUGGCAAGCGCAAGAGAGAUAGGGAAAUUUAUUCUGGUGAGCAGCAGGAGCAACAGCAUCAUAAUCAUCACCAUCAUCAGCGCAAGAAGAUGAAGAGUCUCGCAGGCGGACGGUCUUCCAUGGUGCCGAGCUGCAGUUUACAGUCGGAGGCCGAUUCUUCACCAGGUGGGGAGGAGAAUCGGGCGGUGGAGGCGCUGAGGAGAUGGCGGCGGGUGGAGAGAAUUAGGAAGGGUUUGCUGCGCUAUGGGGUAAUGAGGAACUCCAUGGCUAAGGAUGAGGAAGAAGGCGCCAUGCUUCUCAUGGCUCUUUCAUGGGGUGUCGCCUCCUGCUAGUUAAUGUUUUUCUUUUAACCUUUAUACUGACUGACUGUUUUUACGACACACAGCAAACACUUUUACUUACACUGACGACAUAGCUUGAAGCAAAACACAAAUGUUGUAACCAUACACACAGACAGACGUCAAUGUUUUUAUUUUAACCCAGUGCUUUGUGAAUUUCAUGUAAAAAGCGUGGUUCCUUGAAUCUUUUGUUAUCAUCCAUGGAAAAUGGUUUCCUUCUUUUACUGUGAUGUGAUCGAUUUGUAUGUUUUUCGUCCAUUUGUGUUAAAUGGGUAUAUUAAUAUAACAAAUUUCCGACCGAGACAUUUUAUGUUUUC